AUGGCAGUUCCCCAAACCAACGGCGCAAAACCAAAGACCGGAAUCAAAGUCAUAAUCGUCGGCGCGGGUUUCGGCGGGCUCACCGCAGCCAUUGAAUGCGUUCGGCAAGGCCACUCUCCAGUCAUCUACGAGGCUUUCCCUUCUCUAAAGAUAUUGGGCGAUAUCAUCUCCUUCGGACCUAACGCAGGACGCAUUUUCGCUCGCUGGAAAGAUGGCGAAAUUGCGCGCGCUAUGCGCAAGGUCUCUAUUGAUUUGACUGCCUAUGGCUUCAACAUUCACAAGUGGGACACGGGCGAAGUCGUCAUUAAUCAGAAGACACCGCCGAAGAACGAUGAAACACCGGUUUUCAACGGACAUCGAGGCGAGCUGCACGAAAUCGUAUUCAAAUACGCCAAAGAACUAGGCGUCGAGAUCGUGCUCAACCAACGAGUUGGGAACUACUGGGAAACAGAGAAUGCGGCCGGAAUUACGCUCGAAGAUGGCACGCGUGUAGAGGGUGACGUAGUCGUGGGCAGUGACGGUGUAAGAAGCAAAGCCAGGACACUUGUAUUAGGUUACGAAGAUAAGCCCAAGUCAUCUGGAUAUGCAGUGUGGAGGUCGUGGUUCAGCAACAAAGACAUGAUAGCCGAUCCUGAGACAAAACAAUUCUGUGAGAAUGGCGAUACAUUCAAUGGUUGGAUUGGACCCGAUGUGCACUUCCUCUUUAGCACGCUCAAAGGCGGCAGCGACUGCUGCUGGGUUCUAACUCACAAGGACGAACACGACAUCGACGAAUCGUGGUCCUUCCCCGGCAAGCUGUCCGAAGUGAAGGACGUUCUCAAGGACUGGGAUCCCAUGUGCACGAAGAUCAUCUCGAAGACUCCCGAAGAGAAGCUCGUAGAUUGGAAGCUGGUAUACCGCGAUCCGCUGCCCACCUGGGUAUCAGGGUAUGGCUCGGCCCCCGGGCACGGCCGCAUCUGCCUGCUCGGUGACUCUGCACAUCCGUUCUUGCCCACCAGUGCGCAGGGUGCGACACAAGCGCUGGAAGAUGGCGUCACGCUAGCAGUGCUGCUACGGAAGGCCGGCAAAGAUAACAUUAGAGGUGGUCUGAGAGCCUAUCAAGAUGUUCGCUAUGAGCGCGUAAGCAAGGUGCAGAAGACAGGCGAGACGACGCGCGAUAUGUGGCAUAACACCGAUUGGGAGAAGGUUAAGAAGAACCCGGAGAGUAUCCAGUUCCCACGCGAAGACUGGAUAUUUGCGCACGACGCGGAGAAGCAUGCUGAAGAGGUUGGGGACGAGAUCAUCGCGAAGGCGUCGACCUCGGUUGACCAGCAAGCAUGA
Didymosphaeria variabile is the source of this 1320-nucleotide messenger RNA. RefSeq lists its product as uncharacterized. Gene Ontology annotation, biological process: secondary metabolite biosynthetic process. Gene Ontology annotation, molecular function: monooxygenase activity; FAD binding. Bases 1 to 1320 code for a protein of 439 amino acids. NCBI's taxonomy places the organism in Eukaryota, Fungi, Ascomycota, Dothideomycetes, Pleosporales, Didymosphaeriaceae. The record is from RefSeq and is a predicted model, not a curated record. The transcript has 2 exons.